GCUCCAGCCUUCCUACUCCAGGCUGCACACACCAGCCUUGUGCAAUGUAGUUUUUUGGACACAGAGGCUUGUCUGCCUUACAGCAGCCGCACACAGGAUAGUGCUAACAUCUGUGAGACAGGACGAGCACUGGAGCAGCAAGUUAGUGCAAAACGUGGAAAAGUUGAGAAGAAACUUUUACUUCCAUCUCCUUACUUCUCCUCCUGCUUUGUGCCUGUUGGAACAAGAAUGGGUCAGCUGUGUGGACGAUGCCAGCAACUGCUGCGGGACUUCGUGGCCUCUGUGCAGAGGAUGUGCACCAGCCUGGUGUGCAGGAUCAAGGAAUGCUUAACUCUGAUAAGCAAAUGCUGCUGCUUAAAACAAAACAGCUCUAAACCCAGACAACUGUACAAACCCAUCCUGCAGCCUCAUGAGAGGGUGACAGCAGAGGAGUUUCUGCAGCAUAUUGAAACAGGUUGUGUAGCAUCACCCUUUGGAACUGAAUCUCUGGAAGCCUUAAGGACCUUAGCUUUUUCUGAAAACCCAGGUUUACAGCAGUCUGCUGCCCUCUACUACUUGCAUAUGAGUCAGCACAUGAAUGUUCCCCUGCCUGCAGAGCAUCUGGAAGCCUUCUACGCCUUACUACGGUCUGCUGACCUGGAGGUGCAGCAGGUGUCUUCCUUGUCCCUUGUCAACUUCUUGCUGGAAGAAAAUAUUGACAAAGAAUUGGUUGUCCAAAUGGGUUUACUUGAGCCAAUUUUGGAUCUGCUCGAGUCAGAAGAUCCUGCUGUCCAGUGUAAUUCCUGUGCCUGCACCAUGACUUUGGCUGGUACAGAGUCCAACCGAGAGGCUAUAGGUGCUGCUCGAGGAGUUACACCCCUGCUGUCUCUUGCCAGUUCCUAUGAUCCCAGAGUCCAACAAAACGCAGUUGGGGCUAUUCUCAACCUCACACAGUCAGAGAAAAUUCAACAGGUCCUGUGCAAGGAAGGAGCCCUGCCAGUUCUUGCCUUGCUAUUGGAAUCUCCUGACCCAGAAGUGCAGUAUUACAGCUGUGCUGCCCUAAGCAACGUGGCAGCCAAUGCUCAGCACCAUGAAGCCAUGCUGAGACCUGGCAACAGAUCGCUGCUCCGGACACUCAUCUCUCUCCUAUCCUCCUCUGUGAACAAGCUUUCAAGCCAGGCAUGUGUUUGCCUAAGAAACUUGGCUAGCAGUGCAGAUAUCCAGUCUGAGAUGGUCGCUGAGGAUGUCCUGCCCAAGCUGUGCUCUCUCUUGGCAUCCAGCAGCAAGGAUGUGCACCAUGCCUCCAUUGCUCUGCUCUGGAUACUCUCCCAGCACCCACACAACCAGGACACUCUGGCAUGUGCUGAGCUAUUGCAGAGCCUGGGGAUGCUACUGUCAGCACAUAAAACAGACCCUGUGAUUGUUGGCCAUACUGCUUGUAUCAUCAAUAACCUGAGCCUUUCCAAAAACAGACAGAGAAUCAUUGAGAGCCCAUGUGUUGAAGGUCUCCUCCAGACUCUGCUUUCUACUGACAUUCAGGAAGAUUCCCUUCAUUAUGUGACAUUUUGCCUUGCUGAGCUGGCAAAGCAAGAAGGAGCCACAUUAUGUAUGGUCCAAUGGAUGGAUGAGCCCUUGACAAACUGUUUGGUGAGACUGGCUGGCUGGCUGGAACAUCCUGAGCUGUGCUUUCAAGCUGCCUCCAUCAUCUACCACAUGAUGGGUCAUGAAAAAAUGAUGCUUUUGUUGAAGCAACACAUUGAAGAGAUUCAGGCCUACCUCACGAAUUUUCUUAUCCACCCAGAGAUCCGCUUUCAGCAGCUGGGCAUCUCCACAUUCUGCAGGCUUCGAGAAGAUCCAGAAUUUUCAUUAGCAUUCAGAAAUAGCCAAAUGGCCAAACUCCUUGAGCAAGUCCGUCAACAAACAGAAGAGACUCAAGAACUCCUCAAGGCAGCUGUUUGCCAUGAAGACAAUAUUUAAGCCAGAUGGCUCAUGAAAAUUUACAAGGCCCAAACUUUUAGAGAAGACAAUUCUUCCAAUUGUUUCCUGUAGUUAAAGUUUUCCUGCUACUUGCAGUUUCAUCCGAGAUGUUCCAAUAAGAAGAAUCAGAGCAGGUCAGAGACAGUCCUCUGAACACUUUGGCUGCUUCAUUGUGCUUGAGGACUACCGCUGCAUUCCAUCCAGGGGAUUGGAAAACACCUCUCAUGCUUGGGUAAUCUUCCAUGGUUUGUUUUGGGUUUUUUAUUUCGCCACCACAUCCAAAAAGCAGUGCUGCAUUCAUGAGGUUUUAUUCAUGGAACAGGAUGAUUCUACUGAAGAGGCAUCUCUCAAUUACACACAUU
Calypte anna (Anna's hummingbird) is the source of this 2318-nucleotide messenger RNA. RefSeq names its product vacuolar protein 8. The record is from RefSeq and is a predicted model, not a curated record. Gene Ontology annotation, biological process: nucleus-vacuole junction assembly. NCBI's taxonomy places the organism in Eukaryota, Metazoa, Chordata, Aves, Apodiformes, Trochilidae. The transcript has 14 exons. Bases 229 to 1956 code for a protein of 575 amino acids. Gene Ontology annotation, molecular function: protein binding; protein-membrane adaptor activity.